UAAUCUCGCGUUGUAGAGCGAGACUUCAGGCACACCCGGCUCCCGGUAUCCUCUCAACGGUCGGCAAGUUAACGGCACUUAAAUAUCGGAAUAAAUAUCGUACCCACAACAGUCUGCAGAACAGGAACUUUGUUUUUCGUCACAUGUGAUAAAGGAGCUCCGUGUAAAGUCUUAACGUGUGACGGUAUGUUAGAAGCCGGACAGAGCGCUGACAGCCGGACAGUUUCACCAGCAUCUAUCUAAAACACCGGCUAGCUGAGCUAAUUUAUCGAGUUAAACUAUUCAGAGGAACCUGUUUCGUUUUAAGUGAACUCCACGGGCGUGUUCGUGGUGAAAAGUGCGGUUUGUGAGUGAACCGGCAGCCGGUAGAUUUUCCUUUCAGUACCGGCUGAAACCGAGGGACAUGUGACGUGGUAGUAAGGGCUCGAGACACAGCGGUAGCCUCAAGAGCUCCUUAGCUCUCACAGUCAGCCGGCAACUAGCACACUGUCAGCCGGCAGCUAGCACUCUGUCAGCCGGCAACUAGCACUCUGUCAGCCGGCUCAUUCAUGCACCGGCAGGGCGCGUUGAUGCCCUCCUUGCUCAGCGAUGUAUUCUGCCAGUGCCGGUCCGCCGAGUCCCACCCAGGGGUCGACCGGGGCGGCGGGCACGCCGAAGACCCCUCCUCAGCUGCCACAUCUAAACCAGUCAGCGGAGAGCCGGUGGCCGGUGAAUGGCAUUCGAAUCCCGGCCAGUCAGAGCAUCCCUGUGACAUAUGCGGAGGGCCCGAGCAGGAGCACAGGCUGAAAGUGCUCUUCCAAGUCCUGGAUGUGAACGGGGAUGGAGGCAUUUGUGUCAACGACCUGACGAUUGGGCUGAAGAAACUGGGGGUACAUCGCACUGAACACGAGCUCAUGAAAAUAGUGAAAGCAGGGGACAAAGACCUGGACGGACAGUUAGACUUCGAGGAGUUUGUUCAUUAUCUCAGAGACCAUGAGAAGAAACUCCGGCUGGUCUUCAAGAGUCUGGACAAGAAGAAUGAUGGCCGGAUUGACUCACAAGAAAUUAUGCAGUCUCUGCGUGACCUGGGAGUGAACAUCUCAGAGGAACAGGCUGAGAAGAUCCUCAAAAGUAUGGAUAAAAACGGCACAAUGACAAUCGACUGGAAUGAGUGGCGGGAUUACCACCUCCUGCAUCCAGCAGACAACAUUCCUGAGAUCAUCCUCUACUGGAAACACUCCACGAUCUUUGAUGUUGGGGAGAGUUUGUUGGUUCCUGACGAGUUCACAGCAGAGGAGAAGAAAACAGGAAUGUUGUGGCGACACCUUGUGGCAGGAGGAGGAGCUGGUGCUGUGUCUCGAACCUGCACAGCACCACUGGACAGGCUCAAAGUACUCAUGCAGGUCCACUCCUCCAAGAGCAACAGCAUGCGUAUGGCUGGGGGCUUUGCCCAGAUGAUCCGAGAGGGCGGUGUGAGGUCACUGUGGCGAGGCAAUGGCAUCAAUGUCAUCAAAAUCGCCCCUGAGUCUGCUAUUAAGUUCAUGGCCUACGAACAGAUUAAACGAUUAAUCGGAAGCAACCAGGAGACGCUGGGCAUUGCAGAGAGACUGGUGGCGGGCUCUCUGGCUGGAGUUAUUGCUCAGAGCAGCAUCUACCCCAUGGAGGUUCUGAAGACACGGUUAGCCCUGAGGAAGACAGGCCAGUACUCGGGCAUCUUGGAUUGUGCCAAACAUAUCUUCCGGAAGGAGGGUGUGGCUGCUUUCUACAAGGGCUACGUCCCCAACAUGCUGGGCAUCAUCCCCUACGCUGGCAUUGACCUGGCCGUCUAUGAGACUCUGAAGAAUUACUGGCUGCAGCGCUUUGCCACAGACAGCGCCGAUCCGGGAGUGUUUGUGCUCCUGGCUUGUUGCACCACUUCCAGCACAUGUGGCCAGCUGUCCAGCUACCCACUUGCCCUGGUCAGGACUCGAAUGCAGGCACAAGCUACCCUGGAAGGAGGCCCUCAGAUGAGCAUGACGAGCCUGUUCAGACACAUCAUUAGGACCGAGGGGCCCAUGGGACUCUACAGAGGCCUGGCGCCCAACUUCAUGAAGGUCAUUCCGUCUGUCAGCAUUAGCUACGUGGUCUACGAGUACCUCAAGAUCAAGCUGGGGGUCCAGUCAAAGUGAUGAGGGAGGCAGAGUGAGGAGAUGAAGGCGCCAAAGGUUUUUGUUUUUGUUUU
This is a messenger RNA of Dicentrarchus labrax (European seabass), 2200 nucleotides long. Its product is annotated as calcium-binding mitochondrial carrier protein SCaMC-2-B. Gene Ontology annotation, molecular function: ATP transmembrane transporter activity; calcium ion binding. The transcript is spliced from 10 exons. Gene Ontology annotation, biological process: transmembrane transport. Gene Ontology annotation, cellular component: mitochondrial inner membrane. Lineage: Eukaryota; Metazoa; Chordata; Actinopteri; Moronidae. The record is from RefSeq and is a predicted model, not a curated record. Bases 549 to 2147 code for a protein of 532 amino acids.